UGGAGAAGACAGCACAAUCUCUCUGUUGUAAAAGGUCAGCUAUACCUUUCCUCCCGGGUCUGACCAAGUUCCCUCUCCACAGCUGAGUCAGCUUUACUUCAAAGGGAGGAGGACUUUGCUGCCUAUGCAUGGGUCUCUGGGGACAGAUGGAGGCUGUGGGUUACUCACUAUGCAGGAUCUGGCUGCUUUUCUUGCUGUUCUGUCUGGGACAAGGGAGGCAGAUGGCUCCCCCAGGUUUUGUAGAGAGCAGUUGCCGCUCCAGGAUUUUUUGGAUGAAACUGAAUAAACUCUUGCUCCAGGGAAAGUUCUUCCAGCUGGAAAUCAAUGAUCCUUAUGCUGGCCCCCUUCUGCUGGAUGAGAAACUAGCAUCUCGCUGUGGCUACGUCCUGUCAGAAGAUGCGUGGGGCAACCCCGUCUUCCGUGCGUCGGCGCUUGGCUGCCACGUGACCAACGAGGCAGAUGAGUUGUUUUCACUGACUGUGAAUAUCAAAGUCUCCUCAUUUUCAAGCAUGAGGGCAGCUGUGACCUACACCUACCCUAUGUACUGCUCCUACUCUUCCUGGGCUUCAAGAGAAAUUGUGUGUGAAGAAAACUACAUGGAGGUGUCAGUGAAGACCGAUGUCCCUGCAGUUUCAAAUGACUACACUGUAGCGUGGAUGUCAGCACUGCCAGAGACUCAAAAUGUUGCAUACCAGCUAUGGCAACUGAUGUUUGUUUCUCCAUCAGGGAGAAAGAGAAUAACGGUAAGCGAUGCAGCAAAACUAGGCUACAGCUUCAAUAAUACGCUGUCCCGAGUGUACCUGCGUGCACCCUACCACAGCAACGAGUCUGACUUCAGCGUGGUCAGUGGUGUAAAUAUGAACAUGGUCACUUCCACUUCCAUGUACAGGCAGCGGUGGCUGCUUUUGCUGAUUGACACAACUGUCUCCUGUCCUGUUGAUGGCAUCAGUUUCACUGAUACUACACUAACAUGGACGGUGCCAAGCAUUAUUCCCACAUUAGUGGUUCAAGAAUCCACCUUUCUGUCUAAAACCAUCUUAAUGGGAGUCAAUGGCCGAGUGGUAGUAAACCCAGAGGAGAAGAACUACUUACUGGAGCACAACAAGACACACAUCGAAAUAACUAUCCCUAUUGGAGCAGAAGGAGGCAAGCUGAAGAGCUCCAUAUCUGGUGGUGUAUAUGGAGUCAUUUACAGUAUUGACUUGUUCUUGGAGCACACAUGGACAGAUGCAGAUUGGCAAACCACGAAGUACACUGUCGUCAAAUCCAUCACCACACCUUUCAUGCCACAGAUACCAACUGUUAUCAACAAUACCCUGCCAGAGGAAAGGCUAUUUAAUGUUGCAUUUGGACACUUUCUUCCCGAUGUCUCUCUGGUGGCAAUCGCAAUAGGAAAUGUGCCAUUUACCCCGAGAGAAGCACAGCACCAUGGGUUUAAGAUUUAUGAAACUCCCUUUUCUAAUGGAAUGAAAGAAUUUAUCCUGGAAGUCUCUUUUGAUGAUCUAUAUGUUCUAAAGGAGUAUGUGAAUAGAAAUGAAACAAAAUACACCCUCCUUGUUAACUACACUAUAAGCGUGGGUCCGGAGAUGACACUCUAUUAUCAUUCUGCAGAGGUGGAGUGUGUGGUUGCUGAUAUCGAACUACCAGAAGCAGUUGGUUACUGUGAUGAAGAAAACCUGUAUCUAGCCAUCCCUCUUUUUGGCUUGCACCAGUAUUGGAACCUGUAUCUUGGUGACAAGCUCCUAAACCGACACGUUGCACUUAUCAAUGGGUAUCUUGCAGCUACCAACUCUACCCACCUGAUCUUGCAAAUACCUCUGUUUGCUGUGGGAGUUAUCUACGAGUAUUACACGUAUUGGGAAGCCUCCAGAGGGAACAGCUCUAAGCCAGUGCAAGUAGGACAAGCGGUAUCGGACAUGGACCCUUCUGUAUGCCACCCAGAUGGUACCAUAAUGAUAUCUGCCCAAAUGAAGACAGUUCCUGCCAUUGAUAUGAGUAAAACCAAACUAAGGGAUAGCUCUUGCAAGCCUAGAGAGUAUAAUGAAGGACAUGCCUUCUUCAAGUUCCAUGUCACUACCUGUGGCACUUCAGUAAGGUUUGAAGGUGAUCAUAUUAUUUAUGAAAAUGAAAUCUCUUAUGAGAAAGAGACUCUUCCAGGACAGAGCAUACCGACAAUCACAAGAGAUCCAGACUACAGACUAACAGUCUUGUGCUACUAUCGAGCAAAAGAGACCCUAGUGCUAGGUGCCUUUGCUAGUGAUCCAUCCACAUCACCUCCCUUUGGCUCCGGUACGAUGGUACCAAGACCAAAUAUUGCAGAUGAAUCUUUCAUGGAAUUCUAUGAGCCAAACAUGGCAAUACUCAAGCGACCUGUGGAGCCUGUGUUUCUUGAGGUGGAGCUGAAAGAUGAGAGCCCCGACAUUGAGUUAUACCUGGAAAACUGCUGGGUAACCAGGUCUCUAGACUUCAACAGCACCCCAAGAUGGAACAUCACUGUGGAUGGGUGUGAGAUUAAUGGCAGUGAGUAUGUUGCAGAGUUCUGUCCAGUAGCUGUUAGCCCCAGGGUGAGACAUCCUUCUCAUUUUAAAAGGCUGGCAGUAAGGACCCUGGCACAUCGACUGGAACAGGCUUUCAGGAACCACUCUGGUCAUACCACUAUGGUUGAACAAGCCUUCACUAUUCAGCCAAUGUGGAGCAAAGGAAUUAGGAAGGUGCGAGAGACAUGUUAA
This is a messenger RNA of Haliaeetus leucocephalus (bald eagle), 2729 nucleotides long. RefSeq lists its product as uncharacterized. The record is from RefSeq and is a predicted model, not a curated record. The transcript has 20 exons. NCBI's taxonomy places the organism in Eukaryota, Metazoa, Chordata, Aves, Accipitriformes, Accipitridae. Bases 129 to 2729 code for a protein of 866 amino acids.